Prunus armeniaca (apricot) is the source of this 1194-nucleotide messenger RNA. The record is from the annotation of a GenBank genome assembly. Lineage: Eukaryota; Viridiplantae; Streptophyta; Magnoliopsida; Rosales; Rosaceae.
AUGUCUGACUAUUUUCCAAAGGAUAUCAUACAGGAAAUCCUCCAGAGGUUGCCCACCAAGUGUUUGAUCAAAUGCACCUUAGUGUGCAAGCCAUGGAGAUCUCUGAUUCAAAGCCCUAGCUUCAUCCACAGCCACCUCCGCCGCACAAUCCAUUCCAACAACCAGAACGCAGCCGUUGGCCUCCUUCUGCUGAGGGCUUUCGCCGGCAACGAAAACAGUGCGCUUUACUCGUUGUAUUGGGAUAACUCUGAAACCGGUGAGCAUUCCAAGCUUGUAAAUCCUUACCCUUACAUUAAAGAAGCUAUUUUCUCCCCAAGUGAAAGAGUUGUAGUUCGGGACUUCCAUGUGGUAGGAGCUUGUAAUGGGCUCGUAUGCCUUGCUGUUGACUUUGCCUAUGUUGGUUCCCAAACAAUCAUUUGGAACCCUUCUGUUAGAAAGUUCGUAACUUUGCCUGGGCGUAGUGUUUCAGUGAGCAAGACUGGUAAGCGUAGAGCAAGCUAUGCUUUUGGGUAUGAUUCGCGUACCAAUGACUAUAAAGUUUUGAGAAGUAUGAGUAAUAGGUACGGGAAAACCCCAUGUGAAGUUGAGAUUUGGUCGUUACUCAGGGGCUCCUGGAAGAGUCUUAGUGCUGCUGUUGUUCCAGAAGAUUUCAUGUUUGGAGUUUAUAAUAAUCGUAAUGUUGUUCCUUCGAAUUAUGGGUCUGUAGAUAAACAUGCUUUUGUCAAUGGUGCUCUUCACUGGGUUCAACGCCGUACUGUAGGGGAGGACAAAUUCAUUUUGUGGUUUCAUAUGGGCAGUGAAUUAUUUGGAGAGAUAAUGAUGCCUGAAGGUUUGACAAGAGAGCGUUGCUUUGUUUUAAGGUACGAGGAGUCCCUUGCCUUGUUAAAGAGUGAAGAACUACAGGGAAAUUGUUCUAAAUUCGACAUUUGGGUGAUGAAAGAGCAUGGUGUGGUGGAAUCAUGGACUAAAUUAUUUACCGUAAACCUGCACCACCGUAUGUUGGAGCCAUUUUGUUUUACAAGGAGCAGUGAACUAGCGUUCAAAAUGUGUGUGUUUGGUCGACGGCUGCUGAAGGUGGAUCUUAAGACUGAAGAAUUUAAAUAUUUUGGAAUUGAUGGAUAUAUGUGUCACUUCAUGGACUCUUUUGUGGAGAGCCUUGUCUUACUUGGCCAAGCCAAUGCUAUUUCUUACUGA